AUGGCCUUCUUCGCCUACGCGCCGCUAUUGUGCGCGUCCUGGCUCGGCAUCUUGUACGUCAUCGGACUGUACGUGUCCACCGAGUCGAAAUGGCGCUGGCAUGACGCGCAGGAGUUCGAAAACCGCUUCUGGACGGGCACCGCCUUCCUGUUCAGCGCCGCAGUGGUUUACAUCAAAGACUCGCCUCUUGCGGUCGGUCAAUGGAGCUCCUCGCUCGGCCUCGUGCUCGUCUUCGGCUUCACCGCCAGUGUGCAUUACUUCGAUAGGUUCCUGCAUCGCCAGAAGAUCAGUCGUCGCCCGAGACUCAAGCUAACAACGCGACAAAUGUCAUGUAAUUUAUUCAAGUACAAAGCCACGGCCGAGGACAAGACGCAGCUCGUCAUGGAGUGCGUCAGUCGCAUCGACCGCCACUAUCUACCCAGCACCAUCAACAGCUUCAUCAACUACGCCGAAGUCAAGCGCCGAGAGCUCAAGAUCUUCCGGAUCCUCGCUGGGGCGGCGAAAGACGAACUUAACUACAUCCUGAACCACACACAACUCGCUCUGCUCUUCUACAAGGUCAAAGACCACUCGAGCGUGCGAGAAGAUCAGAGUCGCACGCUCAUUCUCGACUUGUUGUGCACCACGCGACUCGCAGAUCUCUCGACUAUGUCGCGAGCGCUUCUGUUGGACGCGUUGAUGGUAAUGAAGAUCAGUGCGCACCCGAUGGCGGAGAAAUGGGUGCGCAACAUCAUUUUAAAAACCCAAGGAGACGAUCUGAGCAACUUGAAGGCGCUUACGGACGCCAAAGGAGAUUUCCACAGCAUGCACAAGCUCGUCUUCAACGACAUUCGCGACCUAGCGAUCCGAGCUGAUGUUCUGAGCCACAUUCAACGGGAAGCAAGCGUCCAGAUAGCCCACAUGCGGCUGGGAACGAAGCGAGGUCGAAGUCGCAAGCUGCAUGCAUGGAGAAAGGUGUUAAGUGACGUGGACGACACGCUGUACUCGUCAGGGGGUCGCUAUCCAGCAGGGUUGGACACCCGCUACCCUCGACACACGCUGUAUCCUGGCGUUCUACCGUUCUACCGAGAACUGGACAUGGGUACAGUAGGUCCGGACGAGUGGACCGAGGAUCGUGUUGGCAAUCUCGUGUUCCUGUCUGCAAGGCCUCACGUGUAUAAGGACGUGUCGGAGAAGAAGUCGUACGCCAAGUUUGCGGCGUUGUACGAGAAGAUGGGCAUGCACACGCUGCCUACGAUGCUUGCUGGCAACUUGACGUCCGGCCGUGCGUUCAUGUGGCAAGGAGAUCUGGAGCCCAUGGCGCAGAAGAAGUUUGACAACUUUAGCGAGUUUUACCAGCUCUAUCCCGAGUUUAAACACGUGUUUGUCGGUGACAAUGGCCAAGGCGACGUGCGUGCUGCAGAGCUGAUUGUGGAGAAGUUCGGCCCGGAUGCGUUGGAGGCCUGCUUCUUUCAACGUGUGCAGCCCAUGGAGAAGAUGUUCAACUACCACUCGCCCGAGGAUCUGGAGCGGUGGAGAAAGAUGAACAUCGUCUUCUUCGACACAUACGUAGGCGCUGCAGUGGAGGCCUACCGCAUGAACAAGAUCCGGCUGAGUGGACUGAAGAAAGUCUGCGACGCCGCCGUGCUUUCGUUCGAGAGUAUUACUUCCUGGCUCACGCCCCAGAGUCGGGAGCGUGCGAGGCUCGUGCUGAAUCGUGAUCUCGUCGCUGCCAACGCGUUAAUGUCGAAGCAGUUCGGGUCGACUGCGUUAGUGAUGAAGCCUCAAGUGUUCGCGCUCAACUCGGAUGUUCGCACGCCAGUUGGCCGUGGGAUUGUUCGAAGAUUUCGUGGCACCGACGGUGUUUAUCAAGUGGACUUGACGGACUGGCUGCCAUCGCGACAGAAACGCGUGCAAGCUUUCUUCCCCGAGGACAGUCUCACAGCGUACGUUAGUACAGACAUAUCGCCCUUGGCCAAGAGCUCGCUGAGCUACGUCAAGUUCUACCUUGCCCCACCUCGAGGUUUUGAACCCCACACUGUGGUGCAGACACUUUUCGGUAUUGGUCGAGUCGUAAGUUACCGCGACGAAGACGGUAUCUACACGGUAUCCAUCCCAGGUGACCACAACAUGCUGCAUAAGACGGCGUUCUUGACCUGUGACAGUCUGCAGCCUGUGAACGACGAAUUCCUCCAGAACUACGCGACGAACGGCUCGACGUCUCCGCGAUUGUUUGCCGGUGUGCGUUCUGGCAUUGGCUUCAUCACCGAAAAGCUCAUCACGUUCGUCCCUGGCGGAUCUGGACCCGAGCCGCUGUUUGCCGUGACUGUGGUGGUGGAUUCGCCCUUCGGUCGCGGUGUGGUUGUCCACUUCCGCGAGGACGAUCGCGUGUACGAACUGCGGUUAUUUAAUAGCGAGACGAAGACCCGGAGUGGGGAGUUGCCGUCGCCAGUGAGCGUGUUCGUGCAGGAGCGACACUUGCAGCUGUCUCCUGUUUCUCCACCUCGAAGCCUUCUGUCGAUGCUUGGAUUGGGCUCCGGCAUCAAGCAGGUAAGCGUGGAACCUCUUCCGAUGAGGUGUAUGUCGUUGCUUUGA
Molecule: messenger RNA, 2574 nt
Organism: Phytophthora infestans T30-4
Lineage: Eukaryota; Oomycota; Peronosporomycetes; Peronosporales; Peronosporaceae
Exons: 2
Coding region: 1-2574 (857 amino acids)
Molecular function (GO): phosphatidate phosphatase activity
Source: RefSeq, a predicted model, not a curated record